Molecule: messenger RNA, 1492 nt
Organism: Momordica charantia (bitter melon)
Lineage: Eukaryota; Viridiplantae; Streptophyta; Magnoliopsida; Cucurbitales; Cucurbitaceae
Product: alpha/beta-Hydrolases superfamily protein
Source: RefSeq, a predicted model, not a curated record
GCCUCUCUGCUAUAAAGACGAAAUGGUUGGUUUCUUGGCCGGACGAGCCGGACUUCCGGCAUUUCGUUGAUCGCCUUUUUGACCCCUUUUCAACUGCUACUCCACGCUCCAUGGCCUCGGAACUCGGCUUCCGGCCGUCGGAGCUUUCUUUCUUUUCCCGGAAGUCUAUUUCUCCGAUCAACCUCCGAUUUCCCUUCACCCCUCUAAGGAAAACGAACCCAGAGCCGCCGAUGAGGUGGGCUUCCAGUCGCCGGCUUGUUGUUGCUGCGAAGAAGCCCCCAAUCGAUGGCGUUCCGGCGGAGCUCAACAAAAUCGCUUCCCAGAAGCUGGACUCUGCUCCCGCUCGUCGGCGGGUUCGAUCGGCUUUCAUGGAGCUUCAACAGCAGCUCGAUCACUGCUUGUUCAAGAUGGCUCCUCCUGGGAUCAGGACUGAGGAGUGGUAUGAGUGUAAUUCAAGGGGUCUGAAUAUUUUCUGCAAAAGAUGGUUCCCUGAGCCAGAUGUUCAUAUUAAGGGUGCUGUGUGUUUUUGCCAUGGCUAUGGUGAUACCUGCACUUUCUUUUUUGAUGGAAUUGCCAGGCACAUUGCUGCAUCUGGGUAUGCCGUUUAUGCGAUGGACUAUCCAGGGUUCGGUCUUUCGGAAGGAUUGCACGGUUACAUUCCCAGCUUUGAUCAACUAGUCGACGAUGUUAUAGAACAGUACAAGAAGUUUAAAGGGAUAGCUGAAUUGAAAGGAUUGCCCCAUUUUAUAUUAGGACAGUCCAUGGGGGGAGCUGUUACCUUGAAAGUUCACUUGAAGGAACCAAAGCUUUGGGAUGGAGUGGUUCUUGUGGCUCCCAUGUGUAAAAUUGCAGACAAUGUGAAACCGCCAGAACCCGUGCUUAAGGUUUUAACUCUAAUGUCUAGUGUUGUGCCAAAAGCCAAGCUUCUACCAAAGGUCGAUCUCGGUGCACUGGCUCUCAGAGAAACAGAGAAAAGGAAACUGGCUGUUUAUAAUGUGAUAUCGUACGAUGAUCGGAUGCGCGUCAAAACUGCAAUAGAACUUCUAAAGGCGACAGAUGAAAUCGAGAAACAAGUGGAGAAAGUCUCUUCACCAUUACUGGUUCUUCAUGGAGCUGCAGACAAGGUGACAGAUCCUAAGAUUAGUCAGUUUCUGUACGAGAAGGCGUCGAGCAAGGACAAGACUCUGAAACUCUAUGAAGAAGGCUUUCACUGCAUCCUUGAAGGAGAACCUGAUGAAAGAAUUUUCACUGUUCUUAAUGAUAUCAUCCACUGGCUCAAUUCCCGAUGCUCCUCGACGUAGCUCUCGAUUAACUGUACAACGAUAUUCAUCUAUUGUUUAUGGUUUUUUGUGACAAUUCUAGUCCUAGUGAGAAUAAGUUAGAUGUAACUUACUCUUCGGUGCUCUCAAAUAAUAUGUUUUAGUAUUGGAUUUAAUAGAAAGCUCAUGAAACAAAAUUUUAAGAAUUUUACAAUUCUAUGUAUUAUUUGUGA